AUGGCGUCUGAAGGAGACCUUGACCGGUCUGAUCCAAAUGCUUUCAUAAAGCGGUUCGACCCAUUAAUACUCAUCGCAUCACCGACAGAAGUUCGUCGGGAGGCUCAGGAGAGAUCAAAUAAUAUUUUCAGCAGCUAUGGCAACUUACACGAUAUUCUUGUCCGCCACGAGGCAACCAUUCAGAAGCGCUGGAAUAAGAAAACGAGGCAGCAGAAGCAGAAGAUUUUGUUGGAUGCAUGGCCAGACAUGGCAGUAACACAUCGCCCUGACUUUGAUGCUUUCUGGCGGACCGGUAGAUCUCAUGUAGGCACAUCUGGAGAAAGGUUUAGGGACUGCUAUCUAUUGCCUCAAAUCAAUCAGGAAGAUCUUCUGAAGCCGAAAACCCUUCUCCUACUACUGAACGCGCGAGGACGUAACUCGCCGCCAGAAUUCGCUGCUGCCGACGUCGAAGCAAUGCACCUAGGCUUAGUAUCUAAGAAUAUAAGGGCUAUAUUCCUAAACGAGCAUACUAUGACCCUUCACGGCGCUACUAAUGCUAGUGAAUACGGUAAGCUCUGGGAGUGGAGCGAGCACCCCGACGCCUUCGACUGGAUGCAUACUCAAAAGCAAUUCCUCCCUGGCGAGGGCUUGCUCAUUCUUGAGGCCCAAGAGAAGAUUAUGAAGUUUCUGGUUACUUGCUGCCAAUAUAUACUGCACGAGAUUCUAGCGGAUAAUCUCAUAGCAGAUACAUUUCCCGUUCAAUCUGAGCCGCAUUUGAAGACAGGAAAGGAAACGAAUGGCUUUGAUUCUUUGGCGGUGAUGGCAGCAGAGAUGCCUUAUCGACUACCUGCCAGGCUAGAUCUUAACCGAAUUGAGUCAGUCCUUGGCGCCAGACUAUCCGCAGCUGAGGACCAUCUAUGGGCCAUACGAGAAGAUCCAGCAUAUUUUCUUGAGCAGCUCAUUGAGACUAAGGAACAUCGGCAAGAGCUAUUAAGGGAUACUUUUGGGGAUGAACACCCCAUCUUCCGGAAAGUUCACCAAAAGACGUUCUGGGCUCGCGUCUAUGGCACAGUUAUUUUCGAGUCCUACUUACAACUUGAGGUCUUUUCGGAGCUGUAUCAACAGGCUCAAGCACUAAAGCUACUACAGAUCAAAUAUGCGGCCGUCAUAUCACCUACUAAAGACUUACCUGAGGAAUUGAUGAACGCUAUACUCAAAUUCCGUCAUUAUUUAAACCAGGCAGCGAAAGGCCCCCAGGGUGGGCUACGGGAUGGCGUUGUUGCUUCACCCCCGUGGCGCAAGUACUUUACCCGCGAUCCACCACCAAACUCUACCUCGACCAAGAUUCUUACGUACCAGAAGACUGGCGUAAAGAUGAGCGCCAUUGAGCGCCAGCUCCUCUGGAUUUUCAGUACGCUAUGGGAGGACGGCCAGGAUCUCUUUCUUGCUCGCCUACCGCUGAUCGUCGACGAGCUGGGAAGGCUGCUUGAAACAGAACCACGCGCGCAGGAGCUAGUGUCCCAGAAGAUUACUGGCAUUAUCGGUGACCUAGCCAUCCUUUCGCAUUGCAUAAGCCAGCUCGACCUGUAUCAACCGUGGGCAAGGAGCUUUGAAACAGCUUUAGUCGAUCGGUCAGAUGACAUCGAAAGUGAAUUUAAGGAGCGUACUAAAUCAUGGGGCAUGAUCAUGGAAGCACUUCGAGAUAGCAACCUCGUCCAGGUCGCCCAGAUCGGUAACCCUUCUGAUAGAAGAUUUGCCUACCCAUAUGAGAAGCGCCGGACUAGGCAGAACAUAGAGGAAUUGCAGCAAGCUGAGCAACAUCUCGACCAGUGUUGGGCAGCCAUUGACCUAGUAGUAAAUAAAAAAUGUGAGAGUCUAAAGUGUACGGCUGUCCAUCGCACUCUAUGCCAACCACGUAUGAUUCAACGUACACCAAACUGGGUUGACCCCCCACCAUCCAUAACGAAAGCACCAGGCCGAGAACCAGUCCUGGAUCCAAACAUUGCUGAUCUGUAUAAACCCCUCUCUACCAUCUAUAUUGGAGAACCAGCCAGAAUUACCAGCAACAAACCUAAAACGCUGACACUGAAGACCAAGACCAAGACGAGAGAAUUAUCUUCUAAUACCGCCACGGGGCCAACUACCGUCAUAGAUGAAGACCCAAAACCUGAACCAAUUUCCAUCGCUGUCAACGCCCGCUCUCUUAAGGUAUUUCGGACACUCUUUUUUAACCCGGCUAAAAUGUCUUCGCCUGGCGAGGUCUUAUGGAACGACUUCCUACACGCCAUGACAUCUUCCGGCUUAUUCACGGCCGAGAAACUAUAUGGAUCCGUCUGGCAGUUCCAAAAACUAGAAGGUGACCAGAGUAGAAUCCAAUUUCAUGAGCCGCAUCCUCGGGGGAAGAUACCAUUUACGACUGCGAGGAGACAUGGGAGGAGGCUUCAUAGGGCAUUUGGGUGGGGCAGAGAUACGUUUGUCCUCGAGUAG
Molecule: messenger RNA, 2466 nt
Organism: Daldinia childiae
Lineage: Eukaryota; Fungi; Ascomycota; Sordariomycetes; Xylariales; Hypoxylaceae
Exons: 1
Coding region: 1-2466 (821 amino acids)
Source: RefSeq, a predicted model, not a curated record